Girardinichthys multiradiatus is the source of this 1501-nucleotide messenger RNA. It is a transcript of the gene or30bu1, whose product is annotated as odorant receptor, family 30, subfamily BU, member 1. Gene Ontology annotation, molecular function: olfactory receptor activity; G protein-coupled receptor activity. The coding region runs from base 115 to 1059 and encodes 314 amino acids. The record is from RefSeq and is a predicted model, not a curated record. Lineage: Eukaryota; Metazoa; Chordata; Actinopteri; Cyprinodontiformes; Goodeidae. Gene Ontology annotation, biological process: G protein-coupled receptor signaling pathway. Gene Ontology annotation, cellular component: membrane. The transcript has 4 exons.
CUGGGAGACGUAAGCACUCGGACUGUUCACAUUUCCCGGAUGUUAUUCAGUCAAACGUUGCUGGUGCUGCUGCUGCUGCACUGACAGAAAUACUUGAUCCACUCUGCCUGCAGCAUGGUUCAAGUGGAAGAGAACUACACUAAAGUGUCAAACUUUUUUAUUGUGGGGUUCCCGGGUCUCCAGCUGGAGUAUUUUCACAUGGUGGCAUGGUUCUUUUUCAUCCUCUAUGUGACCACAGUGAUGGCAAAUCUGGUACUGGUAGUGAUGUUUGCUUUGGAGCACAGUCUCCAGAAGUCCAUGUAUAUCAUCAUGGUCAGUCUGGCUCUCUCGGACAUUGGCUUUACCACAGUGGCUUUACCAAAACUUAUAGCUCGUUACUGGUGGAAUGAUGGGAUUAUUGGCUUUUACACAUGCCAUUUCCAAAGACACAUGAUCCACUAUUUUGGCAGUUUGAACUCCCUGAUUUUUUUGACCAUGGCUGUGGAUCGAUAUCUGGCCAUCUGUUUUCCUCUCAGAUACCCCAUGAUGAUGACGGUCCCAACAAUGACCGCCCUGACGGUUUUGUCCUGGUUAGUGGCACACAUCUUCCCUGGAGUCAGCUCCAUAAACUUUACCAAGAUUUCUUUUUGUGGGCCAAGUCAAAUUAUACAUGCCUUUUGUGACACCACAUCUCUUGCAGCUCUUGCAUGUGAGGACAAAAGCCAUCUCACAGGAGCCUCUUAUGCCACAGCAAUGUUUAUCCUUCUUGUUCCUUUAGGCUUUGUGAUCUUCUCCUACUUUUGUAUUAUAAUCUCAGUCUAUAAAAUGACCAACUGGCAGGGGAGAAUAAAGACAUUUUCUACCUGUACCACCCAGGGUUGCAUCAUUGUGAUCUACUACAUACCACGCUUCUUUGUCUACUCCAUAACACUUAUUCCUAACAUGAAGAUGACCCCCGACAGCCGAAUAGCCACAAUAUUUUUCUACAGCUUCUUCCCUCCGCUGAUAAACCCGUUUGUCUACUUUCUAAGAACCAAGGAGAUGCGGGAAAUACUCAGCCGCUGGGUUCAGAGAUUGUAAAAUGCUGAGCCCAAGUUCAGCAAAAUGGGCACUGCACCCAAAUUAAAAUGAAAAAACUUAAAGCACCAUGUUUUAGGUUAAUGCAUCUUUCUGUGCUUAUAUUUGUAUAUUGCUUGGUAAAAUACCACUUUGCUUUACCGGCAUUCUGUCACAUGAAACUAGAAAUAACUAUUCUACGCCCAUAACUAUAUCAUUUUAAAUGUAUGCAAUAAGAGCUCAGUAAACUAUGCUGGUCCUAUAUGCAUCUAAUACUUGAAAUAUGCUUUGAAAUGCAGUUACCUGCUGACAGCAGGUUAAAUUUAUUUAAACUGUACUGAAGUAGACCUGAUUUUAUUUUCUAGUUGGAGAAAUGUUUUGGACUUAGUUAAUAAUUUGUCUAUCAUUCCCUAAAGGUAAUUUUAACAUUUUAUUUUGUCUUAACCUUGCCUUUUUUUGCAUACUU